AUGACUGCUACAGUUGAAACGGUCUCAGAACAAUUAGAUCUGCCAAUUAUGCCAGUUGAGCGAGUUCCAGCAGGCAUUGCAAGAGCCAUAACUUUAUCAGAAUCUGAUGUAGCUAUGGCAAAAGCACAAAUAGUAAAAGCUCAGGUAAUAGGUGAAAACGACGAACCAGUAGAUACAGAUAUAGGAGAAGACAUAGAUAAUUUCUGGCAAACGUCUGUAGGGAAGUUUAAAUUUUGUGUUGAAGAGUUACCACAACCGUUACAAUAUAUACACCAGCUAUUACAAGAGUUAUCGAACGUAGAUAAGCCCGAUGUUCUUUACUAUAUGUUGCAAUGUUUAAACGUAUUAAUUUUACAUGGAGAUGCUUGUACGAUAGCCUCAAAAGAACACAAAGGCUUUUUCAUUUGGUGUCAAGAAAAUCUCCUCAUAAAAAACCUUUGGGAACUGUGUAACUCAGAACACUCUCAUAUAUGCCAAACAGUAGUACCACUGCUUUUACACUGUAUAACCUUACCAGCUGGUUCGGAUGUGUUCUGGCGAGUAAUUCAAGAAGCAUUUCAUUGUCCUGAGUGGAGUGUGAGAUUUACUGCUGUCGAAAGAGUAACUGUCAUUACUAGAUUUAUGGAUUCUAGUCCUUUGAGAGAUAAACCAUCGCUUCAAGCAGCUUUGGCCAACGCUUUUUAUUUAAGGAAUUCAGACGCCAACAGUGAGACAUUGACACGGAAGAUCAAGAGGGCUCAGGAGGCACUAUCUCAGUGUGACGGCAGUGCGACAAGUUCAGUUAAAACACUAAGUGCUAGUUUUGGAACUAAAUGGCCUUACAAACGAACAAUGUCAGCUCCUGCAUCAAUAAUAAGGCAAGAAAAUAAAGAUGGACACAUGCAAUCGUUAAAUAUGGUAGAUGAUCAAAAUAUAACAACAUUUUUACAAAGGGUGAUCGAUUUGGAAGAAGCAGAUAAGGAAACUAUGCAUUUAUUAGUUUUUCUUCUAAUGCAAUUUUUAUCCAGAUCCGAUCAAGCAUAUCCAGCGGAGGAGAAAAAUCUAGCUAAAACCCAAGGAAUCGUACUUCGACACUUAUAUCUGUUAUUAGGGUACAGUCAAAAUGACAGAGGCUUGUAUCUUCCACCCCAACGGUUAAGAUCCUCACCUGCCUUCAGUGUUUUUCUUUCAAAUUUACCUCAAUUGAUGGACCAAAAUCAUCUUAUGGGACGGCUUCUUCUUCCCACCUGUUUAAUAUUGAUGCAAUACGCUCCAUCUCCGUACUAUAUACCAAGCGCUAUGGAGUUUCAACAACCGACUUACAGUUUGUGGGCAUUGGAGCCGCAUUUUCGAAAAAACUGGUUGAUGUCUAUUGUCGUGCUAUUAUACAAGUACCAAUAUAAUCAUCAGCCUCAUUGUAUGCAGUUGACAUCUCUAAUUAGAGUAGUAUUAAACACUCUAGACUCUCAACACCAUCACUGUAGAAGAAUUCCAGCUACUAUAAUAAUGGGACAACCACCUUCUCGAUCUAGAGAUGUCAGUCAGCCGUCCUUGGGAGCAGAAAUAGAACAUCCAGAACGUGCAACUCCACCCCCAUCACCAAUCUACUCAUCAGAUGGACAAUCAGUACAAGUAAUCGGUAGUUCUAAAUGUGGAAAAAUGCAAGUAGCAUACACUAAACCCUCCUCUACAACAAGUAUGGAAACUCAUUGGGAGGAAGCUAUUCAUUGUGUACAUCCAGAAAAAAAACCGCAGAGAAGACAUGCUGAGGUUAGUGUCGAUACUGACACAGAAUCCGAGUUAAUGGUAAUACCUGAUAGCGAUAUGUCAGACAGUACGCUUCAAGGAAGUGUACAAGAUUCUUUUGAAGAUGGUGCAAGUGAUAGCUUAGGCGAAAAACAUCUUCCAAGGUCUCCCAAAGAAAGUUACACAAACCAGCUUGUUAAAAUUCCUAAUAAAGGGAGACCGACAUGGACCAUAGGUAGUGAAGAAGAAUUUUCCAAAACAUGUGACAAUAAAAUCUAUCAAGAAGUGCUGAGAAGUCAUUCGGAGUUAAUAAAAAAUUGUUCCAGAUUAAAUUCUACAUCGUCAGUAAACGGUAUACAGGUAGCUAAAACUGUUACUACAGAUUUUCACAAACAUGUCAGUUCGACAUUUGUAGAUACCCACUCUAUGGGAAAACCAAAGCACAAAAAAAUUAUUGAACCUAGUAUUACUCCUGUUUGUACACCUGUUUCAGACUGUGAUGAAUCUUAUAAAAAUAAUCAUGCUAGUUUACCAACCCCAUCUCUCGAAAGACUAUUACCAAUUGGAUCUACAAGAGUACCAGAUUCUCCAUUAAAUGAUGACGUGUUUUCACCAACUAUAGAUUCUCAAUUAGAAAUUCCUUGUCAAGAACGAUUGCUUCCAAUAGGUCAGCACCCAACUCCUCAGUUAAUGGAGAAGCUCAAACAAGCCUUAGGUGUAACUAGCCAACAAAUUAAAUCGGAGUCAAUUAAAAAAGAAAAACUGCAAGGACACUCUCAAGAACAACAUCACCCGCAACCUACUUCUUCUCAUUCACAUAGUCCCAGAAAAUUAACCAAACAGGUUGCUCUAGAGAGUCCUAACAAUUCUGAAUUUGAGGAUAAUGGACACUUCAAAUCUCUUAAGAUGGAAAAUCAGAGUAAGUUUUAUACUUCAUUUCGUAUUAGAUUAGUAGCAACAAAUGCAAUGUAUCCGUGGCAAACUGAAAGCAAUAUUCACUUACCUGGUGGAGCUAUAAGUGUAGCCCAUCAAUUUUUAAGAUGCGUUUUACACCAAUUAGCCCCAAACGGAAUUUUUACGCAAAUGUUUCAAACAAAUGCUCCAGAAAAUAUUCGAAUUCAAUUUUUUAAGAGUGUUAUACAAGCGUUAAUCGAUUUUAACGAAUUAAAUCCUGUAGCGCCUAUUCAACUUCUUUUGGAAGUAAGUAUUUCUUGCAAACAAGUACUCUUGUUUAAUUAUUGGAACUGGAAUUUCAUUUAA
This is a messenger RNA of Diabrotica balteata, 2985 nucleotides long. NCBI's taxonomy places the organism in Eukaryota, Metazoa, Arthropoda, Insecta, Coleoptera, Chrysomelidae. The record is from the annotation of a GenBank genome assembly.